AUGUCCAAUAGAAAAUAAAAAAAACCACUUAAGCAUUAAGAAAAGGAAAACUAAAAAGAAAAUAAUAGAGGAAAACCUUGUGAUAUUUAAAAUACAACCUUAAAUAUUCCUAAUAUCUGGACGAAUGAUUAGACUUGUUUGAGACUUCUAAAAUAUUUAUCAGACAUAGGAAGACACAAUUGUUUGCAUUAAGCAGGCAAACCAGGUAGUAAAGAUAAACCAGGUAAAAAAGUCAAGCUAGAAAGUGAGAAUAAAUACGACUUGAAUAAAUCAGAGAUCGAAAACACAAGAAAGUACUUUGAAAAGUCUGAAGAGUUCGCUGGUGAAUUAUUUGGCCAUAAGUGUGAGACAAAAAGAUGUAUAGUGUUCUUUUUCAGAUCAAAUGCAGAUUAUAAAAUCAAUAAUUAUGAUUUUAUAAAAACUAGUCCCUAGGAUUGUUAAGAUGUUCUAAUUAAGUUAUCAGCCUUAUUGACUCACAAAUUUCUUAUGGAUCUAGUCACUAUCUUAAAUUAAUCUAACAAUAUUCCAUACCUAAUUGAUACUUUUGUUACACAAUGGAUCACGCCUUCAUAAUAUUCUCCUAUAAUCUAAAAUUUAUUUAUAAAAUACAUGAUCGAUACUAUGAAGGAGAAAAAAUCGAUGGAAGACUUUGAGAAAAAAACCAGAGAAGACAUGGAAAAAAUCUUUUUUAACUUUCUCUAAUCACCUAUUUUCAAAGAAGAAUUAGAAAAAUUUAUCAGAGAAAUCAAACUCAUUUUUAAUAGAGAAAAUGAUCAAUAUUAACCAUAAGAUUUUGAAGAUUUUGAAGGUAAUCAAGGUAUUUUACAAGAAGAGUUGGGAGAAGAUUAAAGAUAAUCAGAAUUCGUUCCAUUUUUACUGGAAGAAUUUUGAAUAUUAUAUAUAGCAACUCUUUUCUAAAAUAUUAUUUAUUCUAUAUUAAAAUCUAAUUGGAUUAUAUAUGUUGGUUAUUUAUUCUAUAUA
Messenger RNA from Paramecium tetraurelia, 981 nucleotides. RefSeq lists its product as uncharacterized. The record is from RefSeq and is a predicted model, not a curated record. The transcript has a single exon. Lineage: Eukaryota; Ciliophora; Oligohymenophorea; Peniculida; Parameciidae.